UUUUUUAAGGUCCAAGCUUUUACAAGCAUUUUAAAUUCUACACAUUUUCACUUCAAUACAAAAAUGGAUGAUUUAAUUUUUUGUAGAACACUGGAUAACACUGGAUAAUAAGGACAGAAAGACAUUUAUUCGUAUGUUUUUGAAAUGCCAGUUAACUUAGAAAUCAUUUACCAUCAUAUCUUUUUUAAACAGAAUGUCUACUCUACUCUCCUCCAUAGAACAUUCGAUGAAUGAUGAUUAGAAUUUGAGCCUGUUUCUUUUUGUGAUGCUUUAUGUUGUUAUGUGCUUUAUGCAGCUUGACAACCCUAUAGUCACCAUCCACUUUUAUUACAUGGAAAACAAGUCCCUUUGUGUUCCACCGAGGGAAAAAAAAGCCAGUUGUUUGGAAUAUACAGUUUAGAAUGAGGGUGAGUAAAUAAUGUUUUUUUUUUUUUUUUUUUUUGAUGUAACAAUGUAUUGGCCUACAUGCUGAAGUUCUAAAAUUGAGCCUUAUGUAAAUCAAUAACCUGUCCCUUGUUGAAGCAUUUGUUUCUCUGGAUCUCUUCCCAGUUUCCCUGAAAAUUAUAAAUGCACAAUGGUGGAGGGAAGUUGAAAGUGUUUUGACUGUCAAAUGACAGUGACAGUCUAAGUCCUGUGCUCAGGCAGGCCGUUCUGCGUCCGUAUCUCUCACCAUGAUUGCAGCAUUUGAGUUGAUUUGCAUUACUGUUCUUUGCUGAGCUGCACCAGGGAAAAGUGCUUUUGUAUUUUCAUUUGCUUUGUUCAUAUAGUCACCGUUUCCAUUCAGAAUAGUCUAUAUGCCAAAUAGUCUAUGUGCCAAAGAAAACUUACAUGCUCUAUGAUUUUUUUUUUCAUCACAAAAGUGCACCUUUAUCAUUGUGCUUGAAUCAUAUGAACGAUAAGUUUAUGGUUGUUGUAAACUAGGGUUUCUCAUAUUCUUUGUGGGAUUUUCUCAGACAAUGGACUGUUAAAUUUGCCUCUUUAUCUAUGUAUUUAUACACCAGGUCAUUUUAUAUAACCUCUACAGUAUAAGGAUUUCUUAUAACUGGUCAAAUUUACUACUGGACACAUUUUAAAUAUUAAUCAUAUCUCAAUUGUAUUUGUGUAAAUCUUUUAACAGCCAUUUUGCUAAAAUCUUACAGACGUUUUUGUGAACCAGAAAGCUCAAUAACUGAUUGAAAGUUGAUUGUGAAAUCUGAAUAGGAUAUAGUUUUGUGUUCAAAAUCAUGUUUUCGCCAGUCACGCACAAUCGUAAUGGUCAAGAAUAUUUAUACAAACCACCAUUGUUAAGCUCAUCUAUACGUAGUUGCUGUGUCAGCCAGAGAUCUGCCAUGUAAUAUUCAAAACUCUAAGCAUGGCCGUAUGGUAGGAGUGUCCAAAAAAGUACCCCAACCCCACCCAUUGGUGCCCUACAAUUUCAAAUGAAGUUACUAGUUCCCAAAGACUGAGGGAGAUAAGCAAGCGAGCAGAGGACCAGACUACGCUCUCAUACCUCAGACGUCCUGCAUGAUCUGUGCACUGGUGUGAAUCUAUUCACCUGAUAAACAAGAUCCUCGAUACAUCACUUAUGGAGAACUCAUCCGAGCAGUCUCGUUGGGUGUCCCCCAGCCUGAUUAGUCCAGACCCACUGGCAAACUACACCACAGAGCCUGGUUUACUGCCACCCAGCGAAGAUGACGAGCCUUUCUACUCCAGCUGUGAGACUGACUUACUGCCAUCAUAUUAUUCCACGAGCGGACAGAGCCGAGCCUCAUCAUCUUACAGACACAGUCCAGUUCGCCAAGUCUACUCCUCUCCAUCAAUUCUGGGAAACAUCCAGUGGCUGGACAACUCUGCUGGUCACUCUCUAAACUCUUCCUACAACCCCACAUCCACUGUCUGGGCAAGCAGCCCAUUCACAAAGACGCCACUACACUCUCACACCUCCACAUCCAUCUACCCGAACAGCGCUACCCCAUCUUUCACUUCCUCCAAAGAUGGCUUCCCUUCCCCGAGCCAUGAUGGGAAGGAAAGUCCCAGGCUCCAGGAAGUCCUGAAAGCGGAGCGCCUGAGUCCCAUGGGUGGAAAUGGAAGCAGCUUUCUCAAUCUGAGUUCAGCGGCUGGAGGUGUGUAUGGUCCUUCUUCGCACAUGCUGGGUCCAUACGGGUCUUACAUGACCACGUCACAGGACUAUAGUUCAGCGGCACUCUAUUCUGCCGUGGGACCCUGGAUGAGCCCUUCAUCAUACUCACCCAAACUUUGCAACAAGAUGAGACUCUCGCCACCAGAGGCACGUGAAUGUGUAAAUUGUGGGGCCACUGCCACCCCUCUGUGGCGUCGAGAUGGGACAGGCCACUACCUCUGUAAUGCUUGUGGACUGUACCAUAAGAUGAAUGGCCAGAACAGACCCCUCAUCAGACCAAAAAAGAGGCUGAUUGUCAGCAAACGUACUGGAACGCAGUGCGCCAACUGCCACACGAGCACUACAACACUAUGGAGACGCAAUGCCAGCGGCGAGCCUGUAUGCAAUGCCUGCGGCCUCUAUUUUAAACUGCACAACGUCAACAGGCCAUUAACUAUGAAGAAGGAUGGAAUACAGACACGGAAUCGCAAGGUGUCUAACAGAAACAAGAAAGGCAAAAAGAGUGCAGCUUCAGAGGUUUACCCUGACAUGUCUCACAUGGCAGCUCCUGAUGAGCAUGUAGGACACUACUCUCUGAAUCCAGGACCCCUCCUGUCCUACAGUCACACCCCUCACCUGCUGACCCCUUCCACCUUGCACUCUUCUCCAACUUUGCCCUACACCCACCACCCAAACUCUGGCAUGGUGCCCACACUAAUGUGAAGAAAAUGUCUAUUGAAGGUAAUGUCCAUAACGAGGCAUGUACAGUACAUUGUAUUGUACAUUACAUAAAAGCAUUUCAUCAUAUUUUUUAAGUAAAAAGAAAAUGCGUUAAAGCUGCUCCAUAACAGUCACAUUCUAACAGCUUGUCACUGAUUUUGAACCGGUCAUGUUUGAAUAGUGGAACAGUAAAACUGAAACUGUCAGCUAUAUUAUAAUAACAAAUGUAAAUAUUUAUGAUUUUGUGGCUUUUUGUAUGUGCUAGAAUCAUACUACGACUUCUUCUAAGAUGAUCAAUAAAUGUCUUAUAAUUAAAUGUUUUGAGGUUGAAAUGACAUAAUGACAUAUUGCAAGUUCAAUACUAUAAUACACUGAUAAAUGCUUCAGAAGUG
This is a messenger RNA of Cyprinus carpio (common carp), 3210 nucleotides long. Its product is annotated as GATA-binding factor 1-B-like. Gene Ontology annotation, molecular function: zinc ion binding; DNA-binding transcription factor activity, RNA polymerase II-specific; RNA polymerase II cis-regulatory region sequence-specific DNA binding. The record is from RefSeq and is a predicted model, not a curated record. Gene Ontology annotation, biological process: positive regulation of transcription by RNA polymerase II; negative regulation of transcription by RNA polymerase II; cell fate commitment. Gene Ontology annotation, cellular component: nucleus. NCBI's taxonomy places the organism in Eukaryota, Metazoa, Chordata, Actinopteri, Cypriniformes, Cyprinidae.